This is a messenger RNA of Papilio polytes (common Mormon), 1963 nucleotides long. Its product is annotated as organic cation transporter protein. The transcript has 8 exons. The coding region runs from base 53 to 1822 and encodes 589 amino acids. Gene Ontology annotation, biological process: transmembrane transport. Lineage: Eukaryota; Metazoa; Arthropoda; Insecta; Lepidoptera; Papilionidae. Gene Ontology annotation, cellular component: membrane. The record is from RefSeq and is a predicted model, not a curated record. Gene Ontology annotation, molecular function: transmembrane transporter activity.
CGGACCUGCACCUGCGCUUCCGUUCGCAGACCACUUGUGGCAGUCAUACACCAUGGACUUCGACGCGAUAUUAGAAGACGUAGGGACGUUCGGGAAGUACCAGAAGCUGGUGAUCUACUGCGUGCUACUGCCGGCGGUCAUCCCGUGCGGAUUCCACGCGUACGCCCAACUCUUUAUGGCAGCAGACGUGGUACACUGGUGCAGGGUGCCGGAGCUGGAGCAUCUAGAUGAUAUGGAGGUCCUCAAGAAUAUUAGUAUACCAGUGGAAUUGAAGAACGGUAUCCCGCAGUACUCAUCAUGCAGUAUGUACGACCUCAACUAUAGCUACAUCGCAGCCAACUACCCCGACAUAGAUGUAAUGAAUAACUCGGCAGUGAUACCUUGCGCACACGGAUGGACCUACGAUAAAAGCGUCUACACGAAUACUGUCGCCACUGAGUUCAACUUAGUGUGCAACAAAGAUUUCUACCCGACUCUCGGGCUGGUGCUCCUGGCGGUUGGUGGCAUCAUUGGGAAUUACAUCUUCGGCUACCUUCAAGACACCAUCGGGAGGAAGCCAUCUUUCUUCAUCUACCUUCUCAUUGAGAGCAUCUUCGGCGUUGCCACUGCGUUUGCGCAGAACUUUCCUGUUUGGAUAAUCUAUAGGAUCGGCGUUGGGUUUACUGUUCCUGCUAUUAUGGCAACACCUUAUGUUUUGGCUAUCGAGCUAGUGGGUCCCAAGUGCCGUACCCUUUGCACCAUCCUAUCUAACAUCGCGUACUCCUUGGGGCUGAUCCUCCUCGCUGGUAUGGUCUACUUGGUAAGAGACUGGCGCCAUUUAGCGUUGGCCACCACUCUCCCGUUCGUCUGCUUUUUCUUUUACAUCUGGCCGAUGCCGGAGAGUCCAAGAUGGCUGCUUGCAAGAGGACAAUUUGAGAAGGCGGAGAUUAUAUUGAAGAAAAUGGCCAGAACGAACGGCAAAUCAUUACCAGCUAACUACAUGGUACAUUUACGUCGUAAAUACGAGUCGGAUAAAUUAAAACAAGAUCUGGAGAAAGAGAAAUCAAGGAAGUACGGCAUCUUGGAUUUGUUCCGUACCCCCAAUCUGAGGAAGAAGACUAUUAUAAUUACCUUUAUUUGGUUUACUAACACAAGUGUAUAUGUUGGUCUAUCGUACUACGCCCCGGUAUUGGGUGGAGAUGAGUUCUUGAACUUCUUUUUGGCGGGAAUCGUGGAGCUUCCCACGUAUCUCUUCCUCUGGCCAUCAAUGGAGAGACUCGGAAGAAGGUGGACGUUAUGCAUGAGCAUGGUUGUCGGUGGUGUGGCGUGCUUGACUACGUUUCUGACGUACGUGACCUUAGCUCUAUACUGCGUGGGAAAGAUGGGCAUAUCAUCGUCGUUCGUGGUGUUGCCGCUGAUGGCCUCUGAGCUGUACCCUACAGUGGUACGCGGCCUCGGCAUGAGCCUCAGUUCUGUACUCGGCAUGUUAGGACCUAUCUUUAUACCGCUCGUCAACUAUUUGGGCUCCGACAUACUGGUACUUCCUCUAAUCAUCAUGGGGGCACUUCUUGUCGCCGGUGGCAUCGCCAGUCUGUUACUACCAGAGACUCUUAACCAACACUUACCUCAGACCCUGGAGGAUGGUGAGAAGAUGGGACUGGACACAGACUUCUGCUGUAUACCACCAGUCAAAGAAGUAAAGCCGAAGAAAAAUAAGAUAGAUAACUGCAACAAAUGCAACACAUUUUGCACUUGUCAGGUAGUCAACGUGGCUUUGUCAGAAAAUGUCGCUGCUGUUAUAGACAAGUCUGGUGAAAAUGUUGAGUUUAUUUUAGUUAAGUAGUACACUUUAUGAAAUAUUUUAAGACGAGCAACGAUUAUGUAAAAUAGUUUAGGAAUAAAUUUUGUAGACUUGAACUAUCGAAUUUUGCCGUAGUUCAUAUUUCAAUUUCAACAGUUUUUUUGAAAUGUCUGUGGUGGGUAC